Austrofundulus limnaeus is the source of this 1595-nucleotide messenger RNA. It is a transcript of the gene lhfpl2a, whose product is annotated as LHFPL tetraspan subfamily member 2a. The transcript has 4 exons. Lineage: Eukaryota; Metazoa; Chordata; Actinopteri; Cyprinodontiformes; Rivulidae. Gene Ontology annotation, cellular component: membrane. Bases 596 to 1273 code for a protein of 225 amino acids. The record is from RefSeq and is a predicted model, not a curated record.
AGGAGGACGGAACCAUUCAUUCUUCUGUGGCCCCGGAGAAAACGUGGAGGAGGAUGAAGAGAGUCUGAUGACAAAAAGGAGUCGAAACAACCGAGUUGGGAGACUGAAGUACUGAGAGCUCGGAGAAAACCCGGUUCCGAGGAUCUUCCUGAGGUUUCAGAACGUCACGUUGCGCACAGCGUCGAAGCAGCAGCGAAAGAGAAGUCUUACAUCAUCUGGCUUUAACUGAAGAGAUCUGUCUUUCUCCUGCUCCAGCGUUCACACAAGAGGUGUGUCUCAUGACGCCAGCGGGCUGGCUCAGAAAACACAACCUCAGUACGAUGUAGACACUAAAAAUCAGGGAGCAGAAAACUUCUGAAGACCCAGCUGAGACCGGGAGAAAACAGCUGUGUUCAGACAACACCGACAGGCGAUAAGAAGUGAAGGAACAGCAGAGGGAAACUGUGAAUCAUUGACGUGAACUCAACUCUGUCCUUCCUCUGAAAGGUUCGCUCGCUGUCACGCUUCCACUGGAGGAGGAUCACAACCUCAGCUCCUCAGCCCACCCACAAUCCCCCCUGAAAUCUGAGCAGAGUCGCUUCAAGCCACUGUCAGCAUGUGCCAUGUUAUUGUCACCUGCCGCUCCAUGUUGUGGACCCUGCUGAGCAUUGUGGCUGCGUUUGGAGAGCUCAUCGCCUUCAUGAGCACUGACUGGCUGGUGGGAUAUCCUCGCACCCCUGAUGCCGUCUUCGGCUCCCACGGGACCACUGCAGCCGGCGAGGCCUACAGACCGACUUUAGGCAUCUAUGGCCGCUGUAUAAAGCUGCCCCACACUCAGCGGGGAGUACUGUGCGGACCGUACGCCAUUCACUUUGGGGAGAUUGCCAGCGGGUUCUGGCAGGCGACCUCCAUCUUCCUGGCUGCAGGGAUCCUGCUGCUGUGUGCCGUGGCUUUCAUCUCAGUCUUCACCAUGUGUUUCCAAAGCAUCAUGAAGAAAAGCAUCUUCAACGUGUGCGGACUGCUGCAAGGGAUUGCAGGUCUGUUCCUGAUCCUGGGUCUCAUGUUGUACCCCGCUGGCUGGGGUUCAGAUAAGGUCCAGCUGUUCUGCGGUCCAGACGCGGCUCCGUACCGGGCCGGGCUCUGCUCCAUGGGCUGGGCUUUCUACACUGCCAUGGGCGGCACCGUGCUCACCUUCAUCUGCGCCGUCUUUUCCGCUCAGGCUGAGAUCGCCACCUCGAGUGACAAGGUCCAGGAGGAGAUCGAAGAGGGCAAGAGUCUGAUCUGCCUCCUCUGAGGCUUCGGCAACAAUCGGAAAGAGAAGGAGAAUGAAAGUGAGGCAGGUUAAAGGGAGGGUCUGGACACUUUGGAAGUUGUGUUCUGUCAAAUAGUUAUCAAUUGUUAGUGCCUUAGUGACAUAUCCAGGCUAGGCUAAUGGGUUAGCCAAACAAAGACUGUCUUUUGUUUACACUCAUAAGCUAACCUUUCUUAGAAAUAACAUCAGUGUGAAAGAAUGCUUCAUUAGCUAAUAUUAGACUUCUGCAUGACAAUAGCUGUGUUUCCAUUGACCAUGAAAAUGCACAAAUUAGAAUUUAGAAAAUAAAUUUGCUCAAUGGAAA